AUGUCUAGUCAGCGUCUUGUCCUAGGCCUCCCACGUGUCUUGCCGUCGCUGCCGCCUUCGCCUGCGCCGCCGUGUCGUCCCUGCGUCGAGGGUAGGCUGCGCGCCACCCCUCACUCCUCCUCCCUUCGUCCAGCCACCGAGCCUUUUGAGACGCUUCACUUGGACGUCUGGGGCCCAGCCCCUUGUCUAGGCCCUGAGUGUGAGCGUUACUUUCUGGUGGUAGUUGACGACUUCUCCCGCUACACCACAGUGUUCCCUCUGGCGAAGAAGUCUGAGGUGACUUCUACGCUGAUCAGGUGGUUGCUCACCACUGAGGACACUCGUGGUCGUCGUGUCAGCUGUCUCCACUCCGACCGUGGGGGUGAGUUUCGCUCCGGCAUUCUCGCUGGAUUCUGUCGCGAGCAGGGCAUUCGUCAGUCCUGGACGCUUCCAGAGUCCCCACAGCAGAAUGGGGUUGCUGAGCGCCGCAUAGGCCUGGUCAUGGAGAUCGCCCGCACCUCCCUGACUCACGCCUGUGCCCCCCAUUUUCUGUGGCCCUACGCGGUCAGGUACGCCGCGCACCAGCUGAACCUCUGGCCACGUGUCUCUCGACCAGAGGUUUCACCGACCAGUCUUUGGACAGGGUCCCCUGGUGUUGCGUCGCGGUUUCGUGUCUGGGGGUGCUUGGCUCUUGUCCGCGACACCUCCGCGGACAAGCUCUCGCCUCGUGCCGUCCCCUGUGUCUUCCUUGGUUUCCCUGAGGACUCCUCUGACUUCACCUUUUACCACCCUCCCUCUCACCGGUUCUUUGACUCCCGUGACGUCCGUUUCGAGGAGUCCACUCCAUACUACGUCAGGUACCCCAGUCGAGGUCUCUCGGUUCCUCCUCCCCCCCUCUUCCUGACUGCCGUUCCCCCUCCUGCUCCUCCGGUACAGCCUCCCCCCCCUGGUCCAGCCCCGUCAGGUGUGUCCCAGGCUACCCCUCCUUCGGUAGCCCCUCCGGUACAGCCUCCCUCCCCACAGUCCUCCUCGCAGCGUGCCGCUGGUGCUAGCUCUCGAGAGGUUGGUGCGGCGCCUGUUCCUGUACCGGUUUCUGGUUCUGGGGGUGCUGGAGUUGGAGCUGGAGUUGGAGCUGGAGUUGGCACUGGAGUUUCUGGCUCUGGGGGUGCUGGAGUUGGAGCUGGGGUUGGAGCUGGAGUUUCUGGUUCUGGAGUUGGAGCUGACCCGGUGGGUGCAGAGGACUCUUGUCGUCCGGGAGCUGGUGCUGGCCGCGCGGACACUGGGGGUGCUGCGUCUGGGGGUGAGGGUGCGCCUCCUUCGGGUUCAGGUGAGCCUGGUUCUGGAGCUGGUGUUAGUGCUGCCUCUGGGGGUGGUGCGCCUAGUUCUUCUGAGGUGGACUCUGGAGCUGCCGCUGCUUCGGACACUACUCCACCCCCCCACCCCUACCCGACUAGGCACCAGGCUCGUGUUCGCCGUGCCCGUGACGAGCAGCUGGCGUUGGAGAGAGAGGAGAGGGAGUUACAGCGGCUGGAGGAGCAGCAGCAGCAGCUGGAGCCGCAGGAGCAGCAGCACCAGCAGCAGCAGCUGGACCCGCAGGAGCAGCAGUCCCAGCAGCAGCCGCGUCUGCAGCAGCAGCAGUCGCAGCCGCAGCAGCAGCAGCCACUUCCUCCUCCUGUCUCGGGUCUUCGGAUCCUUGGUCUCCCCUCCCCUUCUCCUCCCUCCUCCGCCUCUCCUCCUGUCUACGGUCCCACGUUUCCUCCUCCUGACUCCUCCCCCGCUGUUUUCCCCAGUUCUCCGCCUUUGUCCUCUCCUCCUCCGUCUCGUUCUUGGGCUACUCGUCGCUCCCCUCGUGCUCGUCCCUCGUCUCCUGUUCCCUUCACUGACCUUCGUACUGCCUUCCUUCUUUCUAGUCCACCUCGUCCGUCUCAGUCUGUGCUUCCGUCUCCUCCUGAGUCGGCCCUCACUGUGUCGCUCCCUACUCCUGUCACUGACUACUACCGCACGUACCGUCCUGUUCUCUCUCGUGUUCUCGCCUCUCUUGUUACUCACCCUCGUGCCUCUGUGUCCUCUGUGUCCGCUCUUACUGCCGCAGUUACUGACUUUGCCUCUACCCGCCGCCUUGACUACGCCACCACGCUUGUGGCUGCUCCUCCUACCAGUCCUCUGGCCGUCGGGGGUGUGUCUGCCCUUGGCUGUGACGCCCUAGAGGACAGGCAGUUUGAGCUAGAGUUCCUGGCGGCCGCUUCCCCUCAUCUCUGUGCCAUGCUCCUCGCCCCUGAGGGUGACCCCGACGCCCUUGACAUUCCGACUCCUCGCACUUACGCUGAGGCAGUGUCAGGGCCUUGGGCCUCUCAGUGGAGAGCUGCCAUGGACGCAGAGAUGGCCUCCUACAGAUCCACAGGCACCUACGUCGAUGAGGUUCCCCCCCCUGGGGCGAACGUAGUCGACGGCAUGUGGAUCUACAGGGUGAAGCGGCCACCGGGAUCUCCCCCGGUCUUCAAGGCGCGCUACGUGGCUAGAGCACAGAGAGACUACGAGUUACACUCUCUCGACUUCUCCACUGCUUUCCUUCAGGGCAGCCUACACGAGGAGGUCUGGUUGCGUCGUCCCUCGGCCUUCACUGGCACCUUCCCUCCUGGGACCCAGUGGAGGCUGAGGCGACCUGUUUACGGUCUUCGCCAGGCCCCUCGUGAGUGGCACGACACUCUGCGUUCUACCCUCUCUGACCUUGGGUUCCAGCCGUCUUCUGCCGACCCGUCGCUGUUCGUUCGUCGUGGCUCCACACCGUUCUUUGUUCUGGUCUACGUCGACGACCUCGUUUUCGCCACUUCGGACAGGGUUGCUUUGGCAGACGUGAAGUCCGAACUGCAGAAGAGACGCACGUGCACUGAUCUUGGUGAGCUGCGCCACUACCUUGGCCUGCAGAUCACCAGGGACAGAGCCGCUCGCACCAUUACACUCUCACAGUCACACAUGGUGCAGCAGGUCCUUCAGCGGUUCGGGCUUCAGCACUCCACCGUACAGCGCACACCUCUAGCUGUUGACCACAGACUCACUGGUCCCUUUCCUGACGAGCCGUUUGAGCCUAGUGGUCCCUACGCAGAGCUUGUGGGUUGCCUCAUGUACCUGAUGACUUGUACUCGCCCGGACCUCGCCUUCCCUCUCAGCAUCCUUGCGCGCUUUGUUGCGCCAGGGAGACACCGUCCUGUUCACUGGACGGCAGCUGUGAGGGUGGCGAAGUACCUAGCGACUACAUCAGGCGUGGGGCUAGUUCUUGGAGGGCAGCAGUCUGUCGUACUCACUGGUCGCUGUGACUCCUCUUACGCUGACGACGCUGAGACUCACAGGUCUACUCAGGGGUACUGUUUCAGUCUGGGUUCUGGAGCUGUUUCCUGGCGUUCCACGCGCUCCUCUUCUGUCUCGACCUCUAUAGCUGAGGCUGAGAUUUACGCUGGUGCCAUGGCGGCACAGGAGUUACGGUGGUUGACCUUCUUGCUCGCCGACCUUGGUGAGCGGCCGAGCUCUGCACCGACCUUGUUUACUGACAGCAAGGCGUCGAUCCUCCUCUGUCGUGAGCCGCGACUGGAGAGCAGAGUGAAGCACAUUCACGUCAGGUACUUUCUUCUGCGAGAGUUGCAGAGGCGUGGACAGGCUCGCUUCGAGUUUGUAGAGUCCGAGGCCAACACUGCAGACAUCUUCACCAAGGCGCUUCCGCCUUGUGACCACCAGAGGUGUUGUGUGCAGUUAGGCCUUGUUGACACAGGUUCUAGUCAUGCGUAG
Molecule: messenger RNA, 3759 nt
Organism: Closterium sp. NIES-65
Lineage: Eukaryota; Viridiplantae; Streptophyta; Zygnematophyceae; Desmidiales; Closteriaceae
Source: the annotation of a GenBank genome assembly